Podospora pseudocomata is the source of this 1291-nucleotide messenger RNA. RefSeq lists its product as uncharacterized. Gene Ontology annotation, molecular function: hydrolase activity. Lineage: Eukaryota; Fungi; Ascomycota; Sordariomycetes; Sordariales; Podosporaceae. The record is from RefSeq and is a predicted model, not a curated record. The transcript is spliced from 3 exons. The coding region runs from base 173 to 1114 and encodes 313 amino acids.
GUGGGCUUUAUGAUAAUCUGACGGCAACAGUGGGAAGCUACCCCGCACUUCUGUCCUAAGAUAGACAGGCAACAUUACCGAUCUCGAAGCCCCUACACUAGCCAGCAGCCAUCAUUGUCCGAGGAUCCCCGAGGCAAGAUACCCCAAACCUAGAAGCUUCUCAUUUAAAGGUAUGCCUUCACCAAGCCAGCUCCGUCUCGCAGCCGCCCGGCUCUCCCGUCCUCCUGGCUCUUAUGCUUAUCGUUUGUCCGGCAACCCCCAGAUCUUCAAAUCCGAACCUCCUCCUGCGUGUGCCUCUAGAACUGGCUCGUUGAAUCACACAACAUUUCUCUCUGUAAAACAGCAAGCCGCCAAGAUGUCCACCAUGCAAGCCUCCCACGGCCACAACCAGGCCUGCUGCAACAUCCCUCCUGUUGUCUCCAAGGGUUACUCUGCCAAGGGUAGCUACGAGGAGAUUGAUGGCUUCAAGACUUGCCCCUCCACCGCCAAAAAGGGCAUCCUCGUCAUCUACGACAUCUUCGGCUACUUUGAGCAAACCCUCCAAGGCGCCGACAUCCUCGCCACUUCUUCCUCGGAAGAAUACAAAGUCGUCAUCCCCGACUGGUUCAAAGGCGAGCCCUGCCCCAUCGAGUGGUAUCCCCCCAACACGGAAGAGAAGCAAAAGAACCUUGGCGCCUUCUUUGGCAAGAACCCGCCUCCCGGCGUGGCCGGCAAGCUCCCUGAGUAUGUCAAGGCUCUGAAGGAGAAGACGGGGGUGCAGGAGUGGGCUAUUUUGGGUUUCUGCUGGGGCGGGAAGGUUGUGUCUCUCGUGACGUCUGGGGAUCAGAAUCCUUUUGUUGUCGGCGCAGAGUGCCAUCCUGCUAUGGUUGACCCCAAGGAGGCGGAGGGGAUCAAGAUCCCGCUUAUUUUGCUUGCGUCCAAGGAGGAGCCGGAGGACAAGGUCAAGGAGUUUGAGGAGAAACUCAAGGUGGCGAAGCAUGUCGAGACGUUCAAGGACCAGAUCCACGGGUGGAUGGCGGCGAGGAGUGAUCUGAGCGAUGCGAGGGUGAAGGAGGAGUAUAUCAGGGGAUAUAAGACGGUGUUGGACUUCUUUGCGAAGAACUGGAAGGCGUGAGUGUUUUUUCGAAAUGUUUGGAAACAGAAGAAAUAGGGGACUAAGAAAUAAAUAGGGGUGGAGACAGGGGGAAGUUGUAGGUUAGCGCUAUGGUCACGAAAUGAUGAGUCUUCAAUGGCAAUGCUAUUCUUUCAUUCACUAGGUAACCUUUGCUCUGGUCAGUCCCGCAAACAACAC